AUGUUUAAUUCACAAAGAAAUAAUAUAAAUGGUCAGUAUUUUUCUCAGUCGACAGAAUUACUUAAUCAUCCUAAUCAUAGAACAACAAUUAAUAAUACCGAAUCAACACCAUCAACAAGACAAAAUUCAACUUCUUCGACAAAUCAAAUCGCAAGACUUGUUAGAAGAUUAGUUAACGGAAAUUUAUCAAGAUCAAAUACUUCUAGUUCAAGAUCACAAACAACCAGAACACAAGUGCAAGAUGCAAGUACUUCAACUCCAACUUCAUCAACUCAUCCAACUGUUCCAAAUUCAACAAGUGCUUCUUUAACAGAAUCCACAAAUUCAGAAGCGUUUUUAUUUCAUAAUCCUUGGUCAAUUCCAGAAUUCACACCAUCAUAUGUUAUUCGACCAGCUUUUUCUCGAUCUUCACGUCCUUCACGGCCAACUCGACAUACUCAAUCAUCAACACCUCCAACAAAUGCAAUUCGUGAAUAUUAUAAUAUUAUUCCAUUUCAAAAUUCAUAUUCGAAUAAUAAUAAUAAUCCAUCAAGUAGACGUUUAUCGAACUCUUCAAUGGAACAACAAUCACCUGCUAUCAUCUCAAGUCAAACGGCAUCGCAUAAUUCAUAUAACAAUAACUUUCAUGAUCCAUUAAAUUAUCAUCAAUAUCUCAUACAAAAUCAUACUUCACGCGAAGCAUUUUGUUUAUUAUCAAAUCGUUCAUCUUAUUUAAAUGAAAAUGAAGUUUUUGAAGAUGAUAGUUUUUCCUCGGAAAGGAAUUCUAAUGAAAAUGAAUGUGAAAUACAACAAAAACAACAAAGUGAAGAAUGUUAUUUAUGUUUGGAACCUUUGGAAUUGAGAGGGGGUAGAAUGAUUAUAAAUCCCGGUUGUGGUCAUUUAAUACAUAUGAAAUGUUAUUUAGAAUAUACAAAGUAUUUCAAACAACAGUGUACGCUUUGUAAAAAAGAUUUUGGUAAUUGGGAUAAUUAA
This is a messenger RNA of Funneliformis geosporum, 972 nucleotides long. The record is from the annotation of a GenBank genome assembly. Lineage: Eukaryota; Fungi; Glomeromycota; Glomeromycetes; Glomerales; Glomeraceae.